Messenger RNA from Epinephelus lanceolatus (giant grouper), 2014 nucleotides. Its product is annotated as interferon alpha/beta receptor 2-like. Lineage: Eukaryota; Metazoa; Chordata; Actinopteri; Perciformes; Serranidae. The record is from RefSeq and is a predicted model, not a curated record. Gene Ontology annotation, molecular function: protein binding; cytokine receptor activity. Gene Ontology annotation, biological process: cytokine-mediated signaling pathway. Gene Ontology annotation, cellular component: plasma membrane.
UUGUGUGCUCAAACCCAAAAACGAGCCUUAUCUUGAGUAAGAGGUUUUACUACGAGCCAUAACAGUCCAUGGAGGGAAGAUGGAGUUGUGGAUGCUUCUUCUUCUGCAUUUACACCUUGGUAAUACUCCCUGGAUUGGAGGUGGGGAGGAAGUAGGGGGUUUACAUGUGGUAUGUGUUUCCCUCCCUGAACCUUCCAACGUCUCCAUCUCCUCCUUCAACAUGGAGCACACACUGAGCUUCCUGCCUGGCCACGAGACUCCCUCCGACACCCACUUCACUGUUCAAAUCCUCUGCCCCAGGAAGAAGAAGAACAUGUGGAAACCAGUAGCUGCUUGUUCAGAGCUGACAGCUGGACAGACAUGUAAUCUAACUCAAACAUUUAAGGACCCCUUCGAUCACUACCGUGCCCGCGUCCAGGCCUUCACAUCCACACAGACGUCCGGCUGGACUGAAUCAGGGUGGUUCCAGCCUCUGUCAGACACUGUGUUGGGACUUCCUGAUGUGUCUGUGUCGGGCUGUGGGAACUGUUUGGUUCUGCAGCUCAGAGUUCCUUCAAUGAAGAGAUUCCAGCAGCUGAGGGACUUGUAUAGAGGACUCAUCUUUGAUGUGCAAAGGACCUGGGAUGGUGCACAGUUCAGACUGAGUUUGCCUUACAAAGAGGAGCACAUGAUUGCGUACCUGCAGCCAGGUGUGGAGUACUGUGUGAACAUCUCUGUGACAUCACUCUUCAACAACAGAGCUGUCUCCAGUAAACCUUACUGUGCCUUCACCAGCCCUCCUCCAUCCAGAAGCUCACUGUAUGUGGUCUUCAGCCUGCUGGGUGCAUUCUGUGUUUUGGGCUUUCUCCUCAUUGGACUGGUUCUCCAUGGUGGUCAGCUGAGCUUUGAAUCACUAAGACAGCACCUAGCUAGAACUCUGGUAACAAAUCUGUGUGUACUGGGACUUUAAGUUUCAGUUGUUCAUCUCCACCUUAAAUUUUGCACUCAGAAUACUUUAUAGCCACAGAGAGUGCAUUUUCCUCUGUUGUUUAGAUGAUAAUCAAUCUGAUCAGUUUGUGUGAUUAGUUGGAUUUUGAAGUUAGAUCCCACUUUAAUUAUUAAUGAUCAUGUAAGAGCUUGCUAUUGAUAUAGUGAUCAGUAGAUUCAUCAAUUAGUCAAUCAACAGAAUAUCCAUCCAUCCAUCCAUCCUUCCAUUUUCAUUCACUUAUUUGGGGCUGGGUCAUGGAGGCAGCAAGCCAAGCAAAGCACUCAAGACAUCCCUCUCCCCAGCAAUGCUUUCCAGCUCUUUCCAGGGGAACCCAAAGUGCUCCCAGGCCAUGGCCUCAGACUUGGAGGUGCUAACUCAUUCCAGCUACUUCACACUCAGCUGUAAACCACCCCAGUGCAUGCUGCAGGUCAAGGUGUGAUGAAGCCAACAGAACAACAUCAUCUGCAAAAAGCCGAGACAAAUUCUGAGGUCCCCAAACCAGACCCCUUCCUCCCCAAGGCUGUGCCUUUAGAUCCUGUCCAUGGAUAUCACAAACAGGAUCGAUGACAAGGGACAACCUUGGCAAAGGCCAACACCCACUGAGAAUGUGUUUGACUUUACGCUGAGUAUGCAGACACAGCUCUCACUUUGGUCAUACAGGGACCAGCAGGCAUGUAUCAGCGACCCUGGUACCCUGUAAUCCCACAGUAUCCACACUGGGCACUAGCCUGGUGGCUUGGUAUUAAUCUACCAUUGAAAAUAGUCUCUAAAUACUGCACUAUUUUAUUCUGUUUGAGGAACGUUCAUUAAAAACUACAGCAGCCAGCUGUUUGGGAAUUACUGAAUCUUUCUCUUAAAUAAAAUAUAUAUUUUAGUUGCUUUUAAAGAUUUAUGUCUUUAGCACAGACCAGUGGGCUUGACACUGAGAGCCACAUUUGUAGUAAAGUAACAAAGUAGAGAUGGUCUGACACAUUGUUAAUUUUGGUCUUUUUAUGAUAUGUGCUGACAUUGAAACUUAAAUAAAAUAAAAUGUUUUUACACUUUAAA